AUGGGAUUCACCUUCAGGGGAACAAGUGGCGCUUCUCCCACAGCAAUACCUGAGAUCAACCAUGAUCCCGGCCAAAAUACGACAUCUCACUCAUCCGAUGAGAAGUUUAACAUCAUUAAAUCAGCGAUUGAUCAAGAAGAUGAUAAGGAGAUCGCCAAAACCGAAAUACUUCUCACUGAAGAUUCACCCUAUGAAGAGGUGCGUGCUGCUACGCGUCCCUUUGAUGGUGGGGAAGUCGCAUGUACUGUGAGGGCAUGGAUCCUAGGCAUUAUCUUCGUUACACUCGGUAGUGGCUUGAACAUGCUCUUGAGCAUGCGAAGCCCAGCCAUCAACUUCCCAGCUGUGGUUGUCGUUCUGCUCGUCUAUCCUAUUGGAUGUCUCUGGGCCAAAAUCGUCCCCACGAAAGUGUUCAAUACGUUUGGCCUGCAGUGGACAUUCAAUCCAGGGCCGUUCACUAUCAAGGAGCAUGUUGUCAUCACACUCAUGUCGAACGUUUCGAUUUCUUACGCCUACUCUACAGAUGCACUGCUUGCUCUUCAGGGGAAACCGUUCUAUAAUAUCAAUCUGGGCUGGGGCUUUGCUUUGAUAUUCACUCUUAGCUCGCAGCUCAUCGGAAUCUCGCUUUCUGGGAUGUUUCGGCGGUUUUUGAUAUGGCCCGCUGCUAUGCUUUGGCCCAGCCAGUUCUCGUACACUUCUCUCUUUUAUGCGCUUCACGAUAAGAGUAAAAUGGACGGUACUACUUCCAAUGGAUGGGUCAUGAGCCGAUAUCGCUACUUCUUCGUCGUCAUGGGAGCUAUGUUUUGCUAUUAUUGGAUCCCGGGGGUUCUUUGGCAAGGACUAUCUGUGUUUGCUUUCAUAACUUGGAUUCGACCAGACAACAUCGUAUUGAACCAACUUUUCGGUGGCUAUACAGGGCUUAGUCUCAUCCCCAUCACCUUUGACUUCACAUACGUCUCCGCGUACUUGUACGAUCCACUGCUAGCCCCAACGACAUCUCAUGUAAACACCUUAAUAGGCCUGUUCUUCUUUGUCAUCCUCACGACAAUCGGCAUUACUUAUUCCGGUGCCCUUUAUGCCGAGUACCUUCCUCUCGUCACGUCGCAAGCUUACGACAACACUCAGAACGCCUACAGCGUGUCAAAGAUUCUUGGCGAUAGCUUCACGCUCGAUGUGGAAAAGUACCACAAUUAUUCGCCAUUAUUCUUAUCUCCAACCUUGGCCCUCAACUACGGGCUUUCCUUCGCCGCACUAACCGCUGCGCUUGUUCACGUUGCGCUUUUCGAUGGAAAGGAGAUAUGGUAUCGCUUCAAAGCCUCCCGCGACCAGGAACCGGACAUCCAUCUCAAGUUAAUGAAGAAGUAUGUCGAUGCCCCUGAAUGGUGGUACACGACACUUCUUGUCAUCUCCCUCGCAUUGGGGCUUGGGACGGUGUUAGGUUACGAUUCGCAACUACCCUGGUGGGGGUUUUUCGUGUCUGUCAUCCUAGCUUUUGUGUUUGUGGUUCCGACAUGUAUGAUCAUGGCUGUAUCCAACAUUACGUUGUCCUUGAAUGUAAUUUCUCCCUUCAUAGCAGGGUUUAUCUUCCCCGGCCGACCGAUCGCUGUCAUGAUCUUCAAGGUCUUCAGCACAAUUACACUUGGCCAAGCCCAAACAUAUGGUAUCAGUGACUUAAAGAUGGCUCAUUACAUGAAAAUACCCCCUCGAGUCACAUUCUGGUGCCAGGUCAUAGCUAGUAUAUGGGCCGUCUUUGUACAGAUUGCCGUCAUGAACUGGACUUUAGGGGCUAUUCCCGACGUUUGCUCAAAUACACAGCCUAGUCACUUCACCUGUCCUAACGGGCGAGCAUUCUUUUCAUCGUCUAUCGUAUGGGGUGUUCUUGGUCCCCAUCGUAUGUUUGGUCCUGGAUCAAUGUACGUGAACUUCAACUGGUUCUGGCUCAUCGGAGCUGGUCUUCCGGUACUGUUGUGGUUCCUCACUCGCAAGAUGAAGCUUGGGUUCGCACGUCACUUCAACGCACCGAUAAUGUUCGGAGCUAUGGGAUGGUUACCACCAGCUACCCCUAUUAGUUUCUCGUCAUGGGCAAUUGUCGGCUUGAUCUUUAAUUAUGGCAUACGCAAGAAGUUCAAUGGGUGGUGGCGCACAUACAAUUACGUCACCGCAGCAGCUCUCGAUGCAGGACUCGUGUUGUCAACUAUAGUCAUCUUCUUCGCAAUCACACUUCCUAAUGUUACUAUCCCCCAGUGGUGGGGGAAUGUAGACAUUUACAACACAGCUGUAAGUGGUUGGCAACAAUAUCAUACGCCCGUUUUUAGGAUGCAUCCAAUACGGCGUGGCUCAAGACAGUACCAGAGGGUGGUACAUUCGGGCCAGCAACAUGGUAGUCUCAUGGCUCCGUAA
Hypoxylon fragiforme is the source of this 2397-nucleotide messenger RNA. RefSeq names its product small oligopeptide transporter. Gene Ontology annotation, biological process: transmembrane transport. Gene Ontology annotation, molecular function: oligopeptide transmembrane transporter activity. The record is from RefSeq and is a predicted model, not a curated record. The transcript is spliced from 5 exons. NCBI's taxonomy places the organism in Eukaryota, Fungi, Ascomycota, Sordariomycetes, Xylariales, Hypoxylaceae. Bases 1 to 2397 code for a protein of 798 amino acids.